This is a messenger RNA of Limulus polyphemus (Atlantic horseshoe crab), 5678 nucleotides long. RefSeq lists its product as uncharacterized. Bases 252 to 2045 code for a protein of 597 amino acids. The record is from RefSeq and is a predicted model, not a curated record. Lineage: Eukaryota; Metazoa; Arthropoda; Merostomata; Xiphosura; Limulidae. The transcript has 5 exons.
GUGAUCGGGUUAGGACGUGUGGGGUUUAUGGCGUUCUGUGUCUCAUUUGCGAAAAAUUGGCUCAUUUGAUUUUACAGACUACAAAUUUAAGCAUAAAGAAUGACUGAUUUGGUGAAAACUACUUGUGGAGCAGAAAUGAAGAGUCAUUCUGGACUUCAAACAUAGCAGAAGAAAUAUUUCCAAAAUACAAUAUGGAAAUAACCCAUGAACUACAGCAUAUUUGAAAUUCUAUCUAGAAGUUCUGGUACAGAAUGCAGACACAUUCUUUUGGGCAAAAAAAACCUGGCCUGUUUCUUUGUGUUUUGGCAAUCCUCUUUGGCAUUGUCCAUGAGUGUGCAUGUUUUCCUUUUCAAAAAGUUGGCUCAGCACAUACUGUUCCCAUCUCUUCUGUGACUGGUAGGUUAGCAAGAUGGACAAGUGGUAAUUAUUUUGAUGAUCUUUCAUUAACUACAGAAGCCUCAUCUGGAGGUUUGCAUCAGCAGUGGCUGCCAUCUGAAAGGUUUCAUGUCUCAGACGAUGAAUUUUUGGCAUUUGGACUCUCGGAUGCUAUCAUUCCUGGGCAUGUUUCUUCAACAUGGCCACUCAACAGAAGAACAGUUCCAACAACUAGUUCAUCAUUUCAAGUAAGGAAACCUGAUGGGACUGAAACUUCAUCAUUUAAAAAGUUUGGUGGUGGUAGAUUUUCAUCUCGGCACCAUUCACAGAUUAUGGACUUUUCUCAGGGACUGUAUGAACCAUCAUCUAGUGAUCCUCAUCAUAACUAUGGUGCUGUUACUUCUGUCAAUGGCCAUUUUAAGUCUCCACCAACUUCUAGUGGUUCUAGCCAUGUACCUUCUUUGAACCUUAAUUCUGAUACAACUGAAAAAAGUAUUUCUUCUUCAGUUGAUGCUUCAACUAACCAUGGUGCCCAUCAACUAACAUUAGACAUUAUUCAGAGUUCUUCCCAUGACAAUAACCCAAGUAGAAUGAAAGGAUUCAUCUCAAAUAGUGAACGAGGUGGCUAUAAUGAGAGGGAUCUAGUUGAGGGCACUAAAAUAUCUCCAACUUCUAAAGAAAGAAAAGGAGCUUAUUCAGCAUGGCUAUCUACUUAUCCUACUCAUUCACUAGAUCUCCAGAAUAAUGAACGUGACAACAUUUUCAAGAAUCCAGUUCCAGGCACUGCUUCAGAGAUAACAGAUAAACCAUUGGUUUCGAAAUCUAGUGACAACCAUACCACUGUUCAAACCAGUAAGAGCAACUUCACUGUUGUUCCUGUUUCUGAAACCCAAAAAACACACCUAGAUUCAGAAAUAGAUAACUCUUCCAUUGUGGGAAACUUCCCAACAGACUAUAAUACAGACAUCUUCAAAGAGAGCAGCAAAGUAAGAGAAGCAACUGAAGAUGAACACUCAACAAUUCCAGAAGGAGUACUUGAGAAAAAUGUACCUUAUGAUUUCUCCAAUACAACAAGAGAUAUUUCCCCAUCGGUUGAAAAAACUUCGAAAGAUAUUAUCAGACCAACCUAUUUACCUGCUGCAGAACAAGUAACAUGGAUAGCCAGGUUGGACAACAGCUCUGACACAAUGGAUAAGGAAAAAUCACAUCAAGAAAAGUAUCCUUUUUUACACAAGAAUCCAAACUUUGGAUUAGUGAAUGACCAACCAGCUUUAGAACAGUUUGGCAUUGGUCAUGCUGCAGCUAGUCCCCCAUCUUUCAUGAGUCCAGUUUCUGAAGCUCAGGACAGCAGACAGAAUGCUUUGAGUAGUGCUGCUGUAGCUGGUAUUAUCAUAGGGAUUGUUAGUGUAGCAGUACUAACAGGAAUGACUUUCCUUCUCCUUCAUCACAAAGAUUAUUGCAAAGCAGUUAAUAAGAUGGACAGUAAAUGUCCCCCAGACAGUUACAUAGACAAUUCUCUGGCAACAAGCUACAUGAACAAUCACAUUGAGCUUCCCAAGGAAAGUACAGAAGAAAUGACCUCGCUGGAUAAUGACUCGUUUCUAAACAGUCUGGAAGCUGUAACUAUACAGAAUUAUUGGGCAGACAGUUCCAAAAGUACCAAAGUUUAAGAUUUUUUAUUUUUUUUUAGGAUUAGAUACCGAAGUGGGAGUAUUGGUGUUCAUAAUCAUAUUUUGAAGAUAUGUAAGAUCAACCUGUGAGCUAAAGUGAAUUAUUGAAUCAGGGCAGGGUAGGAAUAGUUGUUAAUCCAGUCGUAGCAUCACAUAGUCACUGGCUGUAAUCCCAAUUUUUUGAUAAUUUGCAUUAUGGGUAAUAUUUUUUACAAAUUGGAAUAAUACAUAAGAAGAAAAAGAUUAGUCACUUGGAAGAUGGAAUAUAGAAUAUGAUACCCAUGGAAUUCUAUUUUGAUAAAUGUCAACAGACAACUAACUCCCAAAGUUUUGUUGGCAUCCUGCAACUGAAAUUAACCCUUUAGGUACAACUGUUGUCAUGUGAUUUAAAUUUCCUUUUAGAAAUGCAAAUCAAGUGCACAAAAUCAAUAGACAAAGCCUAACCUACACAGGUGACCUCAGCCAUGGUGUAUGUUGCUAUUCAAAACAUUGAUAACAUUUGCAAUUGAUGAUGAUGAUUUUGAAAAUGAUAUGAAUGAAAAAAGUAUGCGUCUAAAGGGUUAAAAAUGAAAAGACGUACUGUAGUCGCAAUGGGUAUCCUAAUGUUUCAGCUGAAGGAACAUAUUUUAGUAGUUUUUAACUGAUAAAAAUUUAUUUAAGUGAGCUAAUUAGGAUUUUUUUGCAACUACAAGAAAAAUAAAGUUGACAUAUACAGUGAAAGAAUGACUAUGGGAGAAUGAGAGGUGUAAUCUCAAAAGUUCAUAACAUGAAAUCCAAGAAAACUAUUCCUUCCCUGUAUGGAAUGAUUUUAGGCUUUGAAACUGUAUUAAUUCUGUUGUGCAGAUAUUUUUAUUCAACAGUUAUCAAGGUUACUGGUACGUUUGUAGUAUACAUGUUUUUAUUGUUUGUUUGUUUUGUAAUGUGCCAGGGUCACUUGUAUCCUUCAUUCAUGUAUGUGUUUCUAAAGGUUUGCAGUUGUGAUGUUUUUGGAGACAGAAAAUGGUCAAGGAGUAACUGUACAUUCCAAGAAAUGAAAAUAUAUCUAGAAGUGAAGCAAAGAAAGAGAUGUAAGGUUACAAAUGUCAUAUGCAAACACUGAUCUUGAAAUUGACUUAGAAUCACAUUACUAGAUUCUUACACUUGCUUGUAAGUGUGAUUCACUUGUGACAGUAAAUUUUCAGCCAAAGAACCUAAAAUGCCAUCCCCAUUGGGACAACAGUAAGUCUUCAAAUUUACAAUGCUAAAAUCAUGGGUUUGAUUUCCCUCGGUGGACACAGCAGAUAGCCCGAUGUGGCUUUGCUAUGACAAUACAAACACAAAAAAUGUCCCAUAGUGGCUCAGUGGCCUGUAGGCUUAUAAUACUUAAAAACAGGUUUAGCUCUAUGUGGUGGGCACAACACAACAGACUAUUGUGUAGCUAAACCAACCAACCUAAAAUUUAGAUUUUAUUAUACUAUGACAUUAAAAUAUAUAUAGUUUUGGAUUGCAAAAUUUUUUAUUACAAUUUAUUGUUUCUCUAUCAGUACCUGUCCAUAAUUAACCAUUAAAUUAGAUCCAAAUAUUUUUUCUGUGUUGUUUAUGUAAAAUUAAAUCUUAGUUUAUUUUGUUUACAUUAACAACUUUCAAAUUAAGAAUCAAAUUACAAAAAUUUAAUUUUUUAACAGUGAACUCUUGAAUAAUUUGCUACCAGUUUUUUUUAUUAUUACUUAAGUUUGCUAAUGGAUGUUGUCCGGUUUGUUGUGCUUUGUUUUUAUAACACUCAUCAGCUCAGUGAGAUACAAGUUAUCACACAUGCUAAAGAAACAAUUAGAUCUUUGACUCGUACUUUGAUUAGUCAUGUUUAUGGGAAAUCUACAUAAUUUUAGUUUUAAACCCAAGAUGGAACUUGUUUCAUAAUGUUAUUUUCCUCCCCUCACAUUCAGACCAAAGAUAAAUUGACAUAAAAGGUUAACUCCCUAGCAGUUAUUGAGACACUUAUAAGACUAACUGUAACAUUCUUCACUUGUCACAAAGAAGGCUGUUCUGUGGAUCUUAUUUCAAUGAUGUGGAAUAGCCAUUAACAGGGUGCCAAUUCUUGCAUUUCUUGUAAACCAGACAUUUUAUAUUACAGAUGAGUGCUCUACCAGCCGAGAUAAUAGGGUUAACCAAUGAGCAAUUACUAGUUUGACACUUUGUAACAAGUCAUACACCAGAGUAUAUUCAUUGCUAUAUAAAAUAAUUCGAGGGGUAACUAGCUUAAUUCAGGUACAUUGUAAGUUUCAUAGACAUUACCAGUUGGAGAGUAUACAGUGGCUGAUAGAUAGCUAGAUGAGGAUGAGAAAAUUUCAUCAUUGUUUGUGAGCAACUUGUCUUAUGUACAUCCAAAGAAACUGAACUAGUCACAGUCCUAAAUAUUACUGUCCUACACUACAAAGAAGGUUGAUUUCUAUCUCCAUCUGGCACACUAAGAACUUGGAUGAAGUCUGAAAAAGUUCAAGGUAUGUUUUACAUCUGGUAAAAGCAAACAAAAGUAACAGAAAUAGAUGAAGAUGGGAAAUUAUUAGCACGGAAUAAUUGAUGUACGUUAGUUUACUUUUGUUACUCUAUGUCAUAUUUUUAAAAUGUGCAAUUUGUUUUAAAAUUAUGCAUUUAUAAGUGAUUGAAUUUACAAAUAUGUACAAUUAUUUUAUUGGUUUUUAGAACUAGUGGUUUUCUUUUCUUGUAGCAGGUGUUAUUCGUAUGUAAAGAGAUAAUAUGGUUACACGCAAUUACUACUAUAAUGAGGAUAAACAUAAACUUGUGUAAAUGUAUUAGUCUAGCAGCCAACUCUCAAAGUGUUUGUCCCAUUGCACUCCCAUGUCAGAGUAUGUUUGAUGGCUGUAUAAGUUUACUCAGCACUAAAAUCUGGUGUUUAGUUCCCUGUGGUGGACAUAGCUGAUGGCCCAGUGUGGAUUUGCUCCCCAACAAACAAAUCCAGGCAGAAUAGACACACAGAAAAAUGUUAUAGAAACCUUAAAUUACUUUUGCAUAGAAAUGGCACCCAUGGAAAUACAAGUGUUUUUUGUUGUUUUUUAGAGAUAGAAUUGCCAUCAAUAUUUGAACUUCAUGAUGUUUAGUAAAAAGAUCUGUUGUGAAUAUGACUUCCAAAUACUAAAUGAUUUGAACUUUUUAUUGUCAGAGAAUUCUGUAACGUGUUUAUUCAACAUUAUUGUCAGUGGUAUUCGCAGAAGUAUAAUAGUCGGGUUGUAAUAAUUUUCUCCAUGAGUUUGCGAGGCAGCUUAAUAAGCUAAUGGGGCGGAAGUUAUUUGGGUUGGAUCUAUUGGUUUGUUUUUUUGGGUAUUGCUGUGACUAUUGCUUGUUUUCAUGUUAGAUUAUUGUUACAGUAUAGAAUUAUGCCUAUAUUAUUGUUUAAUGUUUCUGAGAUUAUCAUGAUGUCGGCUUUUACUUGUUUAUUUAGAUUGAAUAUUUCAAAUGUUUUGGUGACUAGGUCACCUUCAUAGUUGAGGUGCAUUAUUUUUAUUGUGUCUGUGAAUGUUAUGUUUGUAGUGUACGUUUGGUUAUUCUUAGUGAGAUGUGGUAAGGCUUGAGGUUGGGGAGGUCUAGCGAUUGAGCAGAGAGCUUCUAAACACUCUGCCCGUGUAGAGAAGUCAGGUU